AUGGGUGCUGAAGCUGAAGAAGGAGGUGCUUCAAUUACUUCAGUAUAUGCUACUAUGAUAGCUAGUUGGCUCACACCGUCGUGUCUAUUCAUCUUGCUCAACCUUGUCAUCGGCACCAUCGCUAUCACCUCUCGUUCCGCUUGUCAAAAAAGAAGGCAACUCGACUCGUGCGGCGCCCCUUCCCCCUCCCUGCUAGACCGAGUCACCUCCUUCGGACUCGGUUGCUGUAAAAUCAAACCAGCAGCAACCGUGUCAGAAUCCCAGAGGAGCGUUGUUGACCCGGUCCAGAACAGCGACUCGCCCCGGCUCAACCGGGUCCCCUCGUCCUGUGAAAUUGCGAACCCUGCAGCUCCGGACCGGGACCCGAAUGAGCUAGGCCAGAAUCAACUUCCCUGCGAUGGGCUCGACCAGGUCCCCUCCUGUGAAACUGAGAGCCCUGCAGCUCCGGACUGGAAUCAACUUCCUCGCGCUCCAUCGUUCCUAGAGCGGAUUGUGUCUCUGAAUUUCCGAAGAUCAGAUUCGGUGAAAUCCGAGAAAGGAUCCGGACCCGAUGUUACGGGGUUAAUGGAAGAGGAGAAAGGCGUGGACGCGAGGGCUGAUGAUUUUAUCAAAAGCUUUAAGCAGCAAUUGAGGAUGCAGAGGCUUGACUCCAUUCUACGUUACAGGAACAUGCUCCGAAGAAAUUGA
Molecule: messenger RNA, 687 nt
Organism: Lotus japonicus
Lineage: Eukaryota; Viridiplantae; Streptophyta; Magnoliopsida; Fabales; Fabaceae
Product: pathogen-associated molecular patterns-induced protein A70-like
Exons: 1
Coding region: 1-687 (228 amino acids)
Source: RefSeq, a predicted model, not a curated record